AGCGCCGUCAUCCGCACCCCCGGGCGACCCGCAGGUGUGGGAAUUUCCCGGGACUGGGAGCUGCGAACUUUCCUUCCCCGGAUCAUGGAUAAAAGGGGUUCCUCCGUCUCCGGGAGCCACAGAUCUCGCCCAGCCAGCUCUCCAGCCAGCUCUCGAGCUCUAGGCACCGCCAACCAGACCCACCAAGCUGAGCACCAUGACCCGCACCGCGACCCCCACUGUCCCCCGUGUCCCCGGACUCCUCUGGGCAGCGCUGCUGCUCCUGCUCCUGGUCACCUCCUGCCGCCACGCUGCAGGGGCGCCUGUGGCCAAUGAACUUCGCUGCCAGUGUUUGCAGACCUUGCAAGGAAUUCACCCCAAGCACAUCCAGAGUGUGAAGGUGACAGCCCCAGGAGCCUCCUGCGACCAAACCGAAGUCGUAGCCACACUCAAGAACGGACAGGAUGUUUGUCUCAACCCUGAAGCCCCUUUCGUUAAGAAAAUGAUCGAAAAGAUGCUGAACAAGGGCAGCACCAACUGACCUGGAGAGAAGCAGCUCCUGGUGGUGGUUCCUGAAAGGAGGUCCCUGCCCUGAGGGGACUGAAAAUGAGAAGGGGACAAUGGCUUCCUGCAACAGCUACACAGGGAUUCCUGUGUUUGACUUUUCUAUUUAUCAGAGGUCUAUUUAUUUAUAUGUGUAUUUAUUUUUCAGAGCUCAUAUUUUAACAUUGUACAUGUUAGUAUUUAAAGGUGUGGAAGGUGUGAAUGUGUUUAAUGAAACAUAACUCAGUUCUGAUUGUUAUUUAUUUGAAGAUGAUGGAUUUUAAGUGUCUCAUGAGGCUAAUGUUUAUCGGGAGACCAUUAAGAGCCAGGCACUGUGAUAGAGCUGUAGGAGGAGGUGUGGGAGAGGGGAGUCUAAGCAACUGGACAGUGAAAUGGCUUAUUAGGGUCAGAGAAUGUGUGUGCACAUCUAUUUUUGUACUUGAGUAAAAGAAUGUCAUUCUUUAUUUAUUGAAACUAUUUCACAUUAGGUGGUCAGCACUUUGAUGUUGAAGCUUCCCUUGGACAUUUUAUGUCUUGCUUGUAAGGCACAAUGCCUUGUUUAAUGUUCAUUUUGCCAUGAUUUCUUUGUGUUCAAACAGAGGAGGUAAAACUACUGUUACAUUUUUACAAAUGACAUGAAA
Molecule: messenger RNA, 1163 nt
Organism: Artibeus jamaicensis (Jamaican fruit-eating bat)
Lineage: Eukaryota; Metazoa; Chordata; Mammalia; Chiroptera; Phyllostomidae
Product: growth-regulated protein homolog gamma-like
Exons: 4
Coding region: 197-520 (107 amino acids)
Biological process (GO): neutrophil chemotaxis; chemokine-mediated signaling pathway; cellular response to lipopolysaccharide
Cellular component (GO): extracellular region
Molecular function (GO): chemokine activity; CXCR chemokine receptor binding
Source: RefSeq, a predicted model, not a curated record